This is a messenger RNA of Nannospalax galili (Upper Galilee mountains blind mole rat), 3633 nucleotides long. RefSeq names its product angiotensin II receptor type 1 (gene Agtr1). Gene Ontology annotation, cellular component: membrane. Lineage: Eukaryota; Metazoa; Chordata; Mammalia; Rodentia; Spalacidae. Gene Ontology annotation, molecular function: angiotensin type II receptor activity. The transcript has 2 exons. Gene Ontology annotation, biological process: immune response; G protein-coupled receptor signaling pathway; regulation of vasoconstriction. Bases 337 to 1416 code for a protein of 359 amino acids. The record is from RefSeq and is a predicted model, not a curated record.
GGAGCAGAGGAGGGAAUGCAAAACAGCUUUUUCCUUGGAGCCAAAAGGAGCAGCAACGCCCCUUUGCUAUAAAUUUGGAGCUGCCUCACGGUGAACUGCAGCUGCUCCUGGCAGCCGUGAGUGGCAGAGGGAUGGGCCCGCACGCAACUAGGAACUGAGCCUCGCCCGCGGUGGAAGGUGGACGGGGAGCGGCUGGACUGGUCCGGAGGGGAGAGAACCAGCCCAGCAAACCCAGAGCUCAGCACCAGCGCGGUCAGCGCGCGGGACCAGGGCGCAGCGCCCGGGCGCGGCGCAUUUUACAUAGUGUCUGAGACUAAUUCAGCCCUGAAGAUCAACAUGAUCCUCAACUCUUCUAGCGAAGAUGGUAUUAAGAGAAUCCAGGAUGACUGCCCCAAAGCGGGAAGGCACGAUUACAUAUUUGUCAUGAUCCCUACUCUCUACAGCAUCAUCUUUGUGGUGGGAAUAUUUGGAAACAGCUUGGUAGUGAUUGUCAUCUACUUUUACAUGAAAUUGAAGACUGUGGCCAGUGUUUUCCUUCUGAAUUUAGCCCUGGCUGACUUAUGCUUUCUGCUGACUUUGCCACUGUGGGCUGUCUACACUGCCAUGGAAUACCACUGGCCCUUUGGCAAUCACCUGUGUAAGAUCGCCUCAGCCAGCAUCAGUUUCAACCUCUACGCCAGUGUGUUCCUGCUCACGUGUCUCAGCAUUGACCGCUACCUCGCCAUCGUCCACCCAAUGAAGUCUCGCCUGCGCCGCACGAUGCUGGUGGCCAAGGUCACCUGCAUCAUUAUCUGGCUGCUGGCUGCUUUGGCCAGCUUACCAGCCGUCAUCCACCGAAAUGUGUUUUUCAUCGAGAACACCAACAUCACGGUUUGUGCUUUCCAUUACGAAUCUCAGAACUCAACCCUCCCCAUAGGCCUGGGUCUGACCAAGAAUAUAUUGGGAUUCCUGUUUCCUUUUCUGAUCAUUCUCACAAGCUACACUCUUAUUUGGAAAGCCCUGAAGAAGGCUUACGGAAUUCAGAAGAACAAGCCAAGAAAUGAUGACAUUUUUAGGAUAAUUAUGGCAAUUGUGCUUUUCUUUUUCUUUUCCUGGGUUCCACACCAGAUACUCACUUUUCUGGACGUGCUGAUUCAGCUGGGCGUCAUCCGCGACUGUAAAAUUACGGAUAUUGUGGACACCGCCAUGCCUAUCACCAUUUGCGUCGCUUAUUUUAACAAUUGCCUGAAUCCUCUUUUUUAUGGCUUUCUGGGGAAAAAAUUUAAAAAAUAUUUUCUCCAGCUCCUCAAAUACAUUCCUCCGAAGACCAAAUCCCACUCGGGCUUGUCAACAAAAAUGAGCACGCUUUCCUAUCGCCCUUCGGAUAACGUGAACUCAUCCGCCAAGAAGCCUGGGCCUUGUUUUGAGGUGGAGUGACGGGUUCAAAACCUGCUGGUAAAGUAAUUCUGUGACGGGCUAGAGCCGCAGCUUGCUACCAAAGGAGCAUCACUGCCCUUCAGGGUUUAAGCAGAAAAUGGAUUAUUCAGUGGACUGUAGAUAUUUUUCUAAAGCUCAGAACAAAAACUUUUCUUUACAAGAACUCAAAGCAAAGUCAGUUUCACCUUUAUCAUCAUAUAGAUCGUUACUGCUCUGAGGAAAAUGUCAGAAUCUCAAUAUGUUGAUUUGGAAAACAUUUACUGGCAGAAAUGCACUCUCCUCCGUCUCCUGCCAUUCUGUCAGCUUUGAUUUCCACAUACAGGUAUUUGGAAUAUAUUAAAGCUUUAGCGGAGCAGUAGGAGACAGGAAGUCAACAUGGCUCUGCCCAGUUUCCAAAGGGCAGGGAAAUCUUCUGCCCCUUUAGCAUUAGCAACUGUGAGCCGCGUUUUCCUGUUACUACCCUGUUUGUACCGAGUACUGAGAUUUGCUAAGUAGUAGUCAUGUAGUUUUAGAAGCUUUUGUGAAAUCCAACCAGUGUCUUCAAAAUUCACAAUGCCAAAACAAUGUCAGCAAAAUGGCUUACUUGUGUGAGAGUGUAACCACAGUGACACACCAAAGUUAAACUGAAUAUAAAGUUGUAACUCUGUCCUGGAUAAUUCUGCCUUCCUAGUCCCGUCUAUUUUAUUUCAUAUCUGAAAAAUGUAUAUAGUUUGUGGCAAACAGAUUUAUCAUAAAUUUUGCCUUUUACUGUUCUAAAAAUGUGUAUAUUCUACACACACACAUACACACACACACACAUAUAUAUAUAGCUGUAUCUCUAAGCUAUUAUUUGAUUACAAUCUGGCAAAGCUGUAUUUAUCCUGAAAUAAAAAUAUUGUAAUGUAUUUAAUCAUCACUACUUAAAAUAAAUGCUGAUUUAUUUUUAAAUUAGAUAAACAUGAGUAAGCAUGAAUACAUUUUAUUUGAGGUUUGACCUAAUUAUAAUUUAAUGAGUAGUUACAUAUUUUUUAAUUUUUUAUUAUAUUUAUUUAAUCUGGGGGGACAUGUGAAUGCCACAGCACAUAUAUGAAGGUGAGAAGAUAAUUUUCAGGAUUUGGUUCUCUCCACCAACUGAGUCCUGGCGAUCGAACUCAAGUUGUCAAGCUUGGAGGCAAGCACCGUUAGUUACCCAACUGAACCACUUCACUGGCUCCUACACAAAAGAUAAAGAAGAAAAUAUUUUAUUCUAAUGAACAGCAUGGAAUAAACACACAUCAUUUUGAAUUUUUCAAAGUUUUUAUAUAACAGAAAAAAUUUUAUUCCCUAUAACAUUAAAAUAAUACAUUAUUUUUCAUAAUUUGUUUAAUAUUGGGAUUUGUCUAGUUAUAUGUAUGAAUACUAUAGGAAAUUUAGAAGCUAUAAAAAAUAGUCAUAUUUUUGCCCCAAUUAAAAAAUGUUCAUUUUAGUUCACCCAUUUCUAAUGUUCAGUAUAUAUAUAAAUUAUAUCGGAGACAUAAUGUGCGUAGACCUUUAUAUAGUUUCACUCACGGCCAUAGCACAGUAGCUUCCUGCUUUAUUAAAUAUUUUCUCAAGCAUUUUAAUAUUUUUUAUUUUACUUUCAUGUGGUUAUUAGUCACCAAGCUAGAAUAUUUAGCUUUUUUCUGAUUUUUUUUCAGUAUUGUACGUUGCACUAAAAUGAACAUUCAAGUUCAUGAAUAUGAUAGAUUUCUCAGAGUCUAAGAAGUGGUAUACAGUUGUACACAUUUCUUGUAUUCUCGAUACAUAUUACUCAACAUUUUCCCCCCAAAAUGAAAUAAUUCGUAAUAUUGCCAGCAACCUGAUUCUAUUUCACCAGAGCCUCAACAGCAUGAACUUUUUGCAGAAUGUAAACAGAAAAGAAUUUAUGGUGAGGAUUCACCACAGUUCAAGGGUGGGGAAUUAGUAAUGCCUGAAGAGCUUGCUGGAACAUUAUGCUCCUAUGGGCAAUUGCCUCCUCCUUCAACCUACAGGUCUUCAGUCCUCCUGGCAUCCACUUACAGAAGGCUGAGUUGCCAUCCUGGGUCCGCACACUGUAGCCAAAAGACUGAGGAACAUAGAAAGUAGUCAUUGAUGGGAGCUGUGGAGAAGGAGGUCACUCAGAGAGGUCUUGGUGUGCAAAGCAGGACCUCCACCAGCAGAAUCUUGUAUUCACAUUGUAUAAAGUGUUAUUUGUGAAUAAACGUGGUUACAUAUGCCUAA